AGCUCUUGCAUCGUGAUCUUGCAGCAAGAAACGUUUUGCUUAGUGCGAAAAAAGUUUGCAAGAUCUCCGACUUUGGUCUCUCUAGAAAUGUCGGCGAUAGUGGGGUUUACUACAGAAUGUGUGAGGAUCGACUUCCAAUUAGAUGGAUGUCCCCCGAAGCUCUUUUCAACAAUACUUACACAACAAAGAAUGAUGUCUGGGCAUUUGGUAUAACCCUUUGGGAAAUACUUACAUUUGGCUCAACACCUUAUCCGCAUAUGAAUAGCAAGGGCGUAUUGGAUAUGGUAAAAUCUGGGAAAGUGAUGGACAGACCACAACAUUGUAAAUUAGAACUGUAUACUGUGAUGACAGAAUGCUGGAAGCAAGAUGCAGGCACACGACCUAGCUUUUGUGACCUUGUAUCUAAGAUGGAGGAGAUGUUUCAACAAGAGACUCCGUACAUGAACAUGAGUGCAUUUAAUGCACAUCUCUAUGUGAAUAUCAAUCCCGAAAACCUAGAUGAAAAACUGUAAAUGGAAGGCACACU
Messenger RNA from Owenia fusiformis, 526 nucleotides. The record is from the annotation of a GenBank genome assembly. NCBI's taxonomy places the organism in Eukaryota, Metazoa, Annelida, Polychaeta, Sabellida, Oweniidae.